AUGCCAAGUCGAAUGGCGCUGAGGACAGGGCUGUGGCUCAGUGCCUGCACAGCAGCGGCUCUGGAGCUCCCGCGGCGGCCCUUAUUACUAGGUCCGGCCGCCGCCACAGCAGCAAGCAAGGUCAACGCAAAUGAACUCCCCUCACCGCUCGUCAGAAUCCUGACGAACCCGAGUUUUGUUGAUAGUCGAGAUUAUCGCUACGUCACAACACCUUCAGGUUUAAGAAUAGUCGUCGCGGGAGACCCAGAAGCAAGAGACGCGACGUUAGCGCUGACGGUGGGCGCCGGCCAGCUGCGAGAGCCCUUUGAAGGUUUAUCCCACUUGACCGAGCACCUGACGAUGGCUGCCAGCAACCUCGAACAAAAGGCGAUCGAUUAUGACGGAGUGGCGAACGCGUACACCGCUUUUGAUAGGACGGUGUAUGUGGCGAACUGCGCGCCGCGGUACGUCGGUGCGUUGUUACGAAGUGUGUCGUCGGCCGUCUCGCCCACAGCCGCGGAGAAGUUCGACGCCUCGACGACGCGACGAGAAGCAAGGCGCGUCGACGCCGAGGCCCAAUCCCUACCUUCGGGAGCGGCGCUCGAUCUUGAAUUGUUACGUGAUAGAUCUGUUGGUCCGUUAUCAAAAUUCGGGCCCGGGACGCGCUAUACAUUACUACCUCCGAAAUAUGACAAGGACGGCAAUGGCGCUGAUAGAGCCGCAUCUUUUGCUCGCAAGUUAUUUCGGGAGCGCUACGGGUUGAGAGAUGCUACUUUGGCGGUGGUCGCGCCGGUGGAUGCGGAUCGCCUCGCCUCCGCCGUGGUCAACGCGUUUCCUCAAGCGCCUCAACGGGUCUUCCCCGUGCCGCAACCCUAUACGACGGACCCGCUGCCGGACCAGGGUGCUCCUGAUCUCAUCGUCUCGAAGCAGCAACCAGGACGUGCUGAUGUCGUCACGCUGCAUUGGUCCAUACCUUACGACAAAGUAGGGGGGUUCGCUGCUUACAAAGCUCGACGGCCGGACGUCGUUGCCGCGCACUCGUUGGCCCACGGCGGGCCGGGCGGGCUGGCGUCUCGCUUAAAAAGAGCCGGCGUCGCGUUACAGCCGCGGCCCGGCGCGCCCGCCGUGUACGCGGGCGCGAAACCAGUCGUCGGCGACGCGGACACGGGUUUUGCCUUGUUCGAGAUUAGGGUACCUCUAGCUAGAACAGACGGCUGGCGCGACGCCGUCGCGGCCGUGCUGGCCGCGUGUGCCGCACUAGCUUCGAGCGCUCCAUCGGCAAUCCAAAGUGUUGCUCGAGACUGCGCGGCGCUAGCUGAUAGGAAUUGCCGGGACGCGCCGAGGCCCCCAACAGCAGUGGAAAUAGCGGAGAACAUGCGUUCCGAAAGAGAUCCGAGGGGACUCGCGGCGGCGGGCCGGCGCUUCCGCGCGCCGCCGCGCGACGUCGCCGUGUCCACGCUCGCGCUGGCUGCUCUAUUGACGCCGCAACGAUGUAGAGCCACUGCCUUCCUGCAGAGGCCCGAAUCGCAGCUGAUCCAGCUCGACGCCGCGACUUUGAGUAGGAGGAUCCCCUACGCGCGCGUCGAUUUGGAGGACGCGUUGUGGCAACGGCCGGCCAAGAAGUGGUGGCGGCCGCCGCAGCCCUGCGUCUACUGCGAUUUGUUGAGAAGAGGCACGACGAAGGCUGAAAGUCCUGGACAGGUCGAGAGCGUGCCGCGGCCCCGCGGCGCGCGGGGGCCGGCGCGCGAGUGGCGCGCCGACGGGCCCGCGCGGGCCGUGCUUUACCUGCCGUGCUGGCGCGUCUCCUCAGGAAACGCCUUCAUGCGGGCCUCGGCGCGGCUGUGGCAGCUCCUGGUGGCCGACGCCGUCGCGGAGCCGCUCUUCGGGGCGUCGCUCGCCGGCUGCAAGUACUCCAUGGGCUUCUACAAAGAUUCUGGGGUGAGCGACGAGAGCGUGCCGCCGGCGGGUGUAAGGGUCGCGCUCGCGGCGCCGGCGCCCGAAUUACUACCGCGCCUCGCCGCGGACUACGCGUCGAAGGUCAACGCGUUGGCCGACCCGACGCGGAGCUCGAGCGCGGGCCGCUUUGCGCGCGCGAAGCAGUUGGCGCUGCGCGAGCGGAACCUCGACGAGCCGACGCGGCGCGCACUCGCGGCCGCGACGGAGGCGGACGCGCGCCGCGAGGCUCAAAAGCUGUUCGCGUCGGCCGCGCGCGCGGCGCCGAAGCACGCCGAGAGCCUCGUCACGGGCCUGGACGAGACGGCGUCGCGGCGGCUGGUCUCGGGUUUAUUCGAGGCGCUGCCCGAGCUGGACAAGGCGGAGCUGCCUUCAUUAGAAGUGCCGGACGGCCGGCGGCCCGCGGGCCCGCUGACCGCGCGGGCGGCGUGGGACCACCCCGUGGCCCAGGACGCGUGCCUGGCGAGCGGCGUGCCGGCGAUGGCGGGGGUCUGUGGGCGGGUAUGAUUUGUUGUUUGUGGC
Messenger RNA from Pelagomonas calceolata, 2454 nucleotides. NCBI's taxonomy places the organism in Eukaryota, Pelagophyceae, Pelagomonadales, Pelagomonadaceae. The record is from the annotation of a GenBank genome assembly.